AAAUAUACAGAAGUCCAGUACUCUUUCUUUCUUCUUUCGUUUUAUCGCUUUUGUUGGGAUCCUCCUUUUCUCCCAAAAAAAAGGAUCGAAAAGGAUCUUUCUACUUCGAAAAGAAAUGGAAUCUGUUGGUGUUUUUGCUGAUGGGGAAUGGGAAUCUUUGAACAGGUUGUUUACUUCCGAAGAGGUUGAGUUCACACCACAUUUUCUUUCCCAGGGAAAUUCAUUCCCUUUCCAGCACAAUGAGGGAAUGGGAUUUGAAACCCGAGAAUCUUUUUACCCCAAUAUUCCUGGAGCUGAAACCUUUUUUCACCAUCCUUCUUCAGAUAGUCCCAAUUCUAAUGUGGACUAUCUUUCUUCUCAAGAGAGUUGUAACUAUGGUGACCAUAAUCAUGGCAUUUUUACUACCAUUUUGAACCAGGAAAAUUGCUACUUUAGUAAUUCUUGCAAUUUCCCAGUGAGUAAUAUUGAUGUCUCUGAAUCCAUGGAUGUUUAUAUGAAUCGUGAUGGGAAGAGUUUCGCCUCCUUCGUCCCGGCUUUUUCUGACAUUGUGAUGCAUGGAAGUGAGUGCAACAAAGAGGAUUCCGGCAGUGAUAGCCAGCCGGCUAUUGUUCCGGUUCCUGAAAAGGAAUUGCAGCUCAAAAGCGUGCAUGAUGCGCCGGAAAAAUCCAGCAAUGACACAUCCGACAACAAUCCGAAGAAGAAGCCUCGUCUAUCGAAAGAUGUAGAAAAAAGUAAGAAAAAUAAUGUAAGGUCAAAGAAGGGGCAAAAGGGUAAUUCAGAUGUGAAAUUCAAAGAUGAAGAAGAGAGGCUGCAGAGCACAAGUUCUUGCACCUCUGAGGGUGAUAAUGGUUCUCUGGAGAUCAAUGGAGGAGAAACUUCAGACCCCAAAGCUUCAUCUACCCUUAACUUGAAUGGGAAGACCAGAGCCAAUAGAGGGUCUGCAACUGAUCCCCAGAGCCUCUAUGCUAGGAAAAGAAGAGAGAGAAUCAAUGAGAGACUAAGAACCCUACAGCAUCUUGUCCCUAAUGGAACAAAGGUUGACAUUAGCACAAUGCUUGAAGAGGCAGUUCACUAUGUCAAGUUUUUGCAGCUCCAAAUCAAGCUUUUAAGCUCAGAUGAUAUGUGGAUGUAUGCUCCCAUUGCUUAUAAUGGAAUGGAUAUUGCUCUCGACCUGCAGAAGCUCUCUCCACUUUUAUGACACAACAGCAGCAGCAGGAAGCUGUUCUACCUCUUUUUUACCCUUUUCAUUUGUUUCUAGUUGUUAAUUAUUAUCGACAUAUAUAUAUAUAUAUAUAUAUAUGAACAUAAUGAAUGUAUACUAAUUAAUUUAAUUCCCUAACUUUGUAAUGGGGGUUUUUAAGUUAAAUAAAUUCCAGUUUCGAUCAUGAGGAAAAUCCUCUGAUCAGAUUUUUAUGAACAUGUAUGGACUCAGUUGAUCCUCAGCAUUAUAGGGCGGAAAAAUUGUUCAAUGUGCCGAGAAUA
Malus domestica (apple) is the source of this 1482-nucleotide messenger RNA. RefSeq names its product transcription factor RSL2-like. Gene Ontology annotation, molecular function: protein dimerization activity; RNA polymerase II cis-regulatory region sequence-specific DNA binding; DNA-binding transcription factor activity, RNA polymerase II-specific. Gene Ontology annotation, cellular component: nucleus. Lineage: Eukaryota; Viridiplantae; Streptophyta; Magnoliopsida; Rosales; Rosaceae. Gene Ontology annotation, biological process: regulation of transcription by RNA polymerase II. The record is from RefSeq and is a predicted model, not a curated record.